AUGGUCACUCGUGAACACACUGAAAUCGCCUUCGCCGUCAACCAAGCCGUCAACCAAGCCACCGUCAAGGCUCUUGAACGCAUGGGGCUUGAGAGAGCUAUCGAUCAAUAUGCAAAUGCCGAUAUUGACGUGAAUGGGAAAAAGAAACAGCCCGAUAUGGGCUUGGGGCCGAGAAGAACCCCUCGCGGCUGUAAGAAGCGGCCCACGGUAAUCUUGGAAGCGGGGGUUUCAGAGACUGAAGCCAAACGCCGCCGGGAUGCCGAUCUCUGGCUUGACCCCAAUAGAGGGAAUGCCAAUGUUGUGAUUACCAUCAAGCUCAAUCACAAAAAAGCCCUAGUCAAGAUUGACAAAUGGGUAUGGGAUGGUGCCAAUGGCACAUCCGUUCUAUCACAACAUAUCGAGGUCUCCGAAAAUGACCUCGAUGAGGUCAAACUAUCCGGUGGUCCAUUGACCAUCCCAUUCAAUCUUCUUUUUUUACGAGAACCUGAAGUCACCCGAAAGCCAAUAAUACAUGAGGGAGAUGGCCGGAGCUACGAAAAGCAAUCCCUUCCCGGAGUCUGCCUCGAAAUGGACCCAUUGACUCUUGGUCCUUCUUCCACUGCCAAUCCUCCCUCUUCUCUCAUUAACCAGGCUCCUCCGCCGCACAGGAUGGUGACACCCCCCUGGUGGGCCCCGAAACAGCCCAUUCUUCCUCCCGCGGCGUCCGACCCAGUAGAACCAGCGCUGCGCGAAGUCAGCGCGCUGAAUGAAAGACUGACAGAUGCCGAAGACAUCAUUUCUCGCCAAGAGAGCGAGCUCGACCAUGUAGUAGGGUGCUAUUCGGUCUACCACGAGGAAUAG
This is a messenger RNA of Penicillium verrucosum, 840 nucleotides long. RefSeq lists its product as uncharacterized. The transcript has 2 exons. Lineage: Eukaryota; Fungi; Ascomycota; Eurotiomycetes; Eurotiales; Aspergillaceae. The record is from RefSeq and is a predicted model, not a curated record. The coding region runs from base 1 to 840 and encodes 279 amino acids.